CAAGAGAUAUCUAUUCAUUUGGCAUAAUUAUGUGGGAAAUCUCAACGGGUGAAGAAGUUUUCAAUGAUUACGAAUUUAACGAUGAUUUAGCAAUGAAGAUUGGUUUUGGAUUGCGACCGGAAUUCGCACCCGGGACUCCAGAAUGUUACGUUGAAUUAGCUAAGAAAUGUAUGGACUCUGAUCCAAAAAAACGACCUACUGCUACAUAUAUUAAUGC
Molecule: messenger RNA, 217 nt
Organism: Cetraspora pellucida
Lineage: Eukaryota; Fungi; Glomeromycota; Glomeromycetes; Diversisporales; Gigasporaceae
Source: the annotation of a GenBank genome assembly